Messenger RNA from Trichoderma aggressivum f. europaeum, 903 nucleotides. RefSeq lists its product as uncharacterized. Bases 1 to 903 code for a protein of 300 amino acids. The record is from RefSeq and is a predicted model, not a curated record. The transcript has a single exon. Lineage: Eukaryota; Fungi; Ascomycota; Sordariomycetes; Hypocreales; Hypocreaceae.
AUGUCUCCCCAUAUCCCCAUUGCCCUUGGCCACCACAUCCAGGCCUACGCAUACUGGGACUCUCCCGUGCCAGCCGUCUUCGCCGGACAAAACUUUACAGAUCCCGUCGUCUUCAACCCUACUACAUUCACCUUGAUCACUACACAGAACGAAGCGGUGCUCGUUGAUGCUCCUUCAGUCAGGUCUCGAGUCGAGCCAGUUGCGACUUGGAUUGCCGAAAUACUCGAACACCGAAAGCUGAGCACCAUUUACAUCACUCACGGCCAUGGCGAUCACUUUUUCGCCGCCGAAGCUAUCCAGGAGCACUUUCCAGAUGCCUCCAUCCGCGCAACUCAGGGCACUUAUGAGCACAUGCUAGAACAGCUUGCUCCAAGAUUUUGGGACGGCUUGUGGCUUCCUACGUUCCCUGAGCUGGCAGAAAGCCCGAAGCCCAACCCCAAAGUCCACGUCCUCCCAGAAGGUCAAGAUCACUUUACGAUAGACGGCCACGAGUUCCGCGCUGUUGAGGUGGUUGGUGGUGAUACUGCCUCGUCAACCGUUCUUCAUGUACCCUCUCUGGAGCUGGUUGUUGGAGGAGACGUUGUUUACGGAAAUAUUUACCAAUUCCUCGCUGAAAACACAACGCCUGAGCUCCGUCAGAAAUGGAUAGACGCCAUUGACCAGAUUGCGAAGCUUCAUCCCAAGGUUGUCGUGCCAUCUCACCGUCAAUCCACAGACGACUUUGGGGUAGAGCACUUGAAAGCUACCCAGGAUUACAUUCGCACGUGGUCAAAGCUCAAUGCAAAGACCAAGACUUGGCAGGAGUUGGAGGCGGCUGUCCACAAGGCAUACCCCGAGAGAUAUGGAAACUUUAUUCUUCGUUAUUCGGAGCUGGUGACCAAGGGAGACUUGCAGCUGCCGUAA